AUGUCUACUAACAAUCAUACUCCAUCAAUUUGCACACUUCCAGUGGAAUUAAUCUAUCGUAUAUUAGACACAUUAGAUAAUGAAACUAUUUUAUUUUCAUUUGGAUAUACUUGUAAACGAUUUCAAACUAUUAUACAUACAUAUAAUCAAUAUAAACUUAAUUUUAAAUCAAUAUCAAAACGAUAUUUUCAUUUAAUUUGUCAUUCAAUUCAUCCAGAAAAUAUUAUAUCAUUAACACUUUCAAAUAAUAAACAAACACCAGAUCAAAUCAAAUGUUUUCUUUCAAUAUUUUCAAUUCAACAAUUUAUUCGUUUACGUUCCCUAACGCUGAAUAAAAUUGAUGAAGAUGAUUUUUAUACUAUUUUUCAAUUUAAAAAUACAAUUUCAUCAUUAUCAUUUACUUUUCUUAAAAGUACUCUUCAAAAUUCUCAAACAAUAUCAUUACUAUCUUCAAUAAUUUCUAAUAAAAAUCUUCGUUAUCUUGAUUUUAAUUUAUCACCAAAAGAUUUAUUAUGGUCUAAUCAAUGUCUACUUCAAACUUUAAUCAUAUCUAAUACUCUAAAUUUUACACAAUUUUCUACAAUAAUUUCUAAUUUAUUACUAUUAAAAAAAUUUGUAUUACAAGAUUGUAUUAUUCAUAAAAACGAUAUUAUUGAUUGUUCAAUACAUUAUUUACAAUUAAUUUCAUUAAGUUUUAAUGAUAGUAAAUUAAAUAUGGAUAAUUGUGAAUUACUUUUAUGUUUAUUUCCUUUAUUAGAACAUUUUCAUAUAGUUGGAGGAGAUUAUUUCUUUGAUGGUUUUCGUUGGGAAAAAUUUAUUCAAAAAAAUUUAUUAAAAUUAAAAAAAUUUGAAUUUGCUUUUUGUGGUAAUACAAGUAUGCUAUGGAAAAAUUCGAAUGAUAUCGAAUCUUUAAUUACUCCUUUUCGAACACCAUUUUGGAUUGAACAUAAACAAUGGUUUGUCGUUUGCUGUUAUUUUAUAGAUACAAAUAAUUAUACUCUUUAUUCACUACCAAUAUGCAAAUCAAAUAAUAUAUUAUCACAGAACCCAUCUUUUCGUAAAUUAAAUGCCUUAUCGCUUUGCAUUGAAAAUGAAUGGCCAACUGGUUCAACAGAAUAUCUUUCAACAUUUAUUAAUUUAUCAUCUAUUAGUGAAUUAUCAAUUAGUAUUGAUCUUGAAAAUGAAUAUGCUUUAGAUAAACUUACAAAUAUUACAAAUUUAUUAAAUCAAUUAUAUAAUUUACAAUCAGUGAGAAUUGAUAAUUGUCUAACGAGUGCAGAAAUUAUUUGCUUAUUAGUACCAAAUCAUAUAAAAUAUUUACGUACAGUAGUUCGAGAUAUUGAUGAUAUGAAAUUUAUUAUUGAACAACUUACACAUUUAUCGAGUAUUACAUUUGAAAUAUUUGGUAAAAUGAAAUAUUUCUUAGAAGAUUUCUUAACAUGGCUUAUGGAAAAAAGAAUUAAUUCAACAUACAGAUAUGACGAUCAACUUCUUAGUAUAUGGUUAGGUAAAAUUAAUAAUUAA
Adineta steineri is the source of this 1524-nucleotide messenger RNA. The record is from the annotation of a GenBank genome assembly. Lineage: Eukaryota; Metazoa; Rotifera; Eurotatoria; Adinetida; Adinetidae.